AUGUGUUGGAUAGGGCUCAACGACAACUAUAUUGAAGGCGAACCUCAGUGGGCUGAUGGAAUAAUGAUGGAAAACAUGGACUGGAUGAAAAGGUGGAAAUCCGGCAACAAUGUAAAGAAAGAUUGCGUCAUGGUCCACGUCUAUGAUUUUCAUUCUAUUGUACUCGCACAAGAUCCUAAUGACUGUGGCUAUCGUCCACCUGUCACCAGUCGAAUAGUCGGCGGUACAAAUGCCGCUCCUGGAUCAUGGCCUUGGCAGGUGUCUCUACUGUUUCGCAACAAACAUCGGUGCGGCUGCGUCAUAAUCGGUGAUCACUGGAUCGUCACUGCGGCUCACUGUCUAAUAGAUCGCUACAACACAGACCGGUUGGAAAUAAUGGCAGGUUCCACAGCUUUAUCCGGGUCUCACUGGGAGUAUCGUUACCCCGUCGGAUACAUGAGGGUUCAUCCAUUUUUUGGGUUGAGGCGCAAAGAAGACUGGGACGUUGCUCUCGUGUAUGUAGAUUCUCCGAUACCGUUUAAUGUGAACAUACGACCAGCGUGUUUACCUCCCUUACGAAAGGAUAAUUUCUUUGAUCCCGACGGCAGAGAUUGCGCCAUCACUGGCUGGGGAGCGCUUUCACAAUCUGACAGUGGUGGUCCUUUGAUCUGUCAGAUGGAAGAUACAAGAUGGUAUCUCGCUGGUUUGACUAGCUGGGGAAUGAGGUGCGCUGAUCCCUAUUAUCCUGCUGUAUAUUCUCGUAUCACGGCGUCCAAUGAUUGGAUACAGGCUGCAAUGGAAGAAGGUGACAACAAUAAUAACUUUGUGACGUCAGUGACACGUACUGGUCAAGCCUCAUUGAUCCCUGAG
Molecule: messenger RNA, 849 nt
Organism: Saccoglossus kowalevskii
Lineage: Eukaryota; Metazoa; Hemichordata; Enteropneusta; Harrimaniidae
Product: transmembrane protease serine 9-like
Source: RefSeq, a predicted model, not a curated record